UGAUCAGCAAAGUUACUGUACUGCAGGGGAGCCCAUUAGGAGACCGGAAGUCGCUAAGUUGGUGCCAUGGAAACUCACAUCGUUUCCACGACGAAAGCUCUCCUGCAGCUUUCGUCGUCACGGAGAUUCGCCCACACCCUUCAGAGCGCAGAAUCUUUUCCCAUGAGCUGCGAAGGCUGUGUGCGUCGGUGUUUGAGAGGGUUGUCGCAGUGCAGCAGCUUCAGGACUCUGAAUCCUCGCCGAAAUUCCAGUCGAGUGGCCGUUUUCAGAAAUUCGAAUCCUGUCACUCGCGUAGUCAGCUUAUGGAAAUCUUUUGGAGACGGUGAAAGUCUUGUCGGUGAAUUUUCUGAGUCUUCGAGGCUUAGACGCAAUUCGGCAUUUUCCAGUCAUGACCGCACGAAACGCCAUGGAUUCUGGAACUUUGACAUCACCAGGAGUUCUACGACUUCCAAUUUAACUUCUGCCACUAAUCCUCACAUUCCGACCACGGACGUUGAGAAUCCGUGCGAACCCUUCCAGAGGCUAGAAAACUUUUACGACGACCAUCUGUUCGUAUUUCCGGAGGAAAAUUGGGAUGUGGACGCACAGGACGCAUCAAAUUCACUUAAGGUGCAUUUGGACACAUUGAAGACCGCAGCGCAAGUUGAGGACGGCUCUACAGUGCUAUGUUGGGGUGGAAGUCCAGCUCUGAUCCACCUGCUUUCUAUUACCUGCCCAGAUUCACUGGUGGUAAGCCAUUGUUCACUAUCGGUGCUGGCUAUGAUUAAGGAAUCGAACGAUGAUAUCGUCUGCUGGCAUGGCGACAUAGCUGACAUACCGAGCUCUUACGGACCUUUCGAUUCUGUGUUCCUCAACUCUUUGCCUGCUCUUCAUGCAUCCCCUGUGCAACUACUCAAGGCGACCGCUCGUCUGUGCAAACCUGGUGGGAGAAUUGUCAUCAGUAAUAGCGAGGGACAGAAAAGCCUCGCAGCAUGUCGUGAAAAGAAUCCACAAGUUGUACUUCAGGAUCUUCCUAGUGCAUCAGCUUUAGAAAGGAUGAUUGAUGGACUGCCUCUGAAAGUCGUCCAGAUCCAGGAUGGAUCCUCCUACAUUGCAGCCCUUGAGGUGACAAGUCCAGUGCACAUCUCUUCUUCGGAUUUGAACGGUAGUGUGUAUUCUUCAGACACAACCAAAUCAAAGAUGAGAGGUGACAGAACGUUUGAUCUCGUUCCCAAGUAUCCAAUACGAGUGAGAGGACAUGUUGUUAAAGGUUUUGGUCGAGGAAGCAAGCAAAUGGGCAUACCUACCGCCAAUAUUGAUCCAAAUGAAGUGCCAGAUGAAGUUCUUCAGAUGUCCAAAGGUGUCUAUUGUGGGUGGGCCCAAGUCCUCGGUGAAAAUCUUGAUGCUGGAGUGCACAUAAUGGCUAUGAAUAUAGGAAACCGACCCACUUUUGCUGAUGCUGAUGGUGUAACAGUGGAAGUACACAUACUCCACAAUUAUGGAGAUGUCGAUUUCUACGGCAAGGAGAUGAGAUUCGUAAUCUUAGGAUUUAUUCGCGAGGAAAUGGAGUUUAAAAGUCUUGGGGAACUUGUGGAGAGAAUACAUGCUGAUAUAGAAAUCGCAAGGAAGGGUCUAGAAGACGAUGACAUGCAACACUUCGCAACCGAUGAGGUUUUCGUCAGGAGAUGACACUGUAGGAUUUUAAGGUAGAAGACAUUAAUGGAGAUUAGGAAAAAGAGCGUGUAUAUAUUUUUUAUUUUCUUAACGGUGACUUCAACGAGUUGAACUCGGUUAGCGUCACCGGGAAGUGUAACGGAACUAGAUUCAGAUUGUGAGGGCUAUAAGGGCAAUUCUCGACGGCAUAGUCCAGAGAGCCGAUUUCAUCAAUGUUUAUGAGCAGUCAGUCAUAGAAAUACGAAAUUCAGUAAUUAAUCUGCUCGAAGUGUCAUGUAUACGAAGUGGAGGACUCCUGGGCUGAAGAUUAGAGCCUACUUAACGCUUUCUUACUACGACCUGUCUGUUGAGAUUGUCAUCUUGUACUCUGACUACUGAUAAUUAUAACUAUCCGAUUUCCCUGACCU
Messenger RNA from Marchantia polymorpha subsp. ruderalis, 2060 nucleotides. NCBI's taxonomy places the organism in Eukaryota, Viridiplantae, Streptophyta, Marchantiopsida, Marchantiales, Marchantiaceae. The record is from the annotation of a GenBank genome assembly.